UUAUGCUAAACAUUAUUUUGAGUAGAUCAAUAGUGUCCACUGCCUUUUUUCUCCCUACUAAUUUCAGAACAACAAGUCAAUCAGGGGAGAGAAGGGGGGCGGGGGGUCAAAGUGUCCAGGGACAGAAUUUCUUCUCAGUGGUUGAGCUUUCUGAAAAGCGCAUGAUGUCUUCAUAAUGGUGCGCCCUCUUAUGCGUUUAAAGUAUUCAACCAGUAGUGAAAGGCACAAAAACAAACAACGGACUGAUGGCGAGUUUAAAUAAAAACAAAUAAAAUAAUUAUUAUUCAUUUUGAGGGCGCACUAAAACAAAUUGACAGAGGGCGCACUUGGUUGGCUGUUGAAACGAAAGAGAAAUGAGGAAGAAACAACACAAUUUUACGAACAAGAUACGGUGAUAAAAUUGAAUGUUUUGACUCUUUCUUGAAGUUAAAGUUGAAGAACUGUCAGUUUUUACGAAGACAAAAUGGAGCUCCAUUCAUUGUUGUGUGUUUUUCUCAUCCUUCAAGUAACUGCGGUGCUUGCUGUUCGAGAUAAUGCUGUGUGCCAACUCACCAAAGAGGGCGUCCUCCAUCUCAAUUUAUCAACGCCGACCCUAUGUGACCUCCCUCCGCAAACCAACAUCCGCGUCCGCUCAGAUUCCAUCAGUCCCAGCACGACAUACAUCUUGUUCACCGUCCAAAUCCCAAACAUACCCCUCCUGGUCUCUCUCGAACCCGAACCGACCCUUGAUCAAUCAAUCAACACCACCAGUUCGAGCGUAGGGUUAGUAACGAUCUUCGGCCAGCAUGGCGUCGUUGGUUCAUGGGUCGAGUGGUAUUUACUGUUGAUGUUCAACGAUACGGCGCAGAUUCAACUGUUUGCCCAGCCGUACCUACUCCAGGACAAGACCAAUAGGAGCUUCUCGGCCCCAAUCCCCGGAGCGUGCAACCAAGAGUUUGACCUUGAGAAUGACCCCAACCUCCACCUCAGCAACACGUCUGCGAUGAACAUCACUUUCUUGGAGUUUGCCCCUGCUAACGUCGGUACCACCCGGGGUGAAGACCCACCAUCAUGUGACUCUGGCGAGGACUCUGCGAGGUUUCGACUGAAGUACGAUCUGUACAUUUUAAACUUUGGCUCGCUACAGCUGGAUGAAGACAAUCUGUUUACGGAAAUGUACAAGAUGUCCACAGUGCAGAAUGUCUUGAAGAAUGGCAAGAAGAUCAAGACAUACACCGGGAAGGAUAUGACAGAGUUCUACCAGGUGAAUUAUCGAACCCGAGGUGCUAUCUAUAACCUCGUCGUAACCGAUCCAAAUUAUGAAGUUCAGGGAGUGUACGUCCCAUCGAUCAUCUACUCCUGUGACCUUCAGGAGGAUAGUAUUGACUGCGCUGAUGAUGUUGACUUUGGGGUCAUAUUGAUCGCAACAUUUACUGGACUGGCCGGGCUGGUGAUCUGCAUGUGUGGCCAUCGGAUUUUCAAUUACGAGAUCUUCUUCUUUGGGUUUGUUCCAUUUUUCAUCGGAUCCUUCAUGAUAUUCGGUGCACUGGCUCCCAUGACGCCAUUUGCCCUGAGUAUUGUAGCCCUGUGUUUCGGCCUCGUCGGUGGAACGAUUCAUUUCGCCCUGUGGUGGCGCUUUGGGAAGUAUCUAUGGUCGAUGCUUCUAGCUGGAUUCAAUCUUGGAUUCCUGUUCUCCGCUCUCGUGUUUUUCAUAACCCCACUUGAAAAUUUGACGACAUUUCACAGUAAUGCAGUCUUUGGUCUGUCCUUCGUCUGUGGAGUCCUCAUCGUUCCAGUCGGCUUUCUCUUCUUCCCUAAAAUGCUUAGCAUGGUCUCCACUGCCGUCUGGGGAUCCUAUCUGGUCUGUACGUCCAUCAGUUAUUUCACCACAGGCAUUCUGCACUACCUGAUUUACAAUGUGCUGCGACGAGCAAUGAUGGAGAAGUACGCCCUCGCCUACCACGCGGCCGAGUUUGAGAUCAUCGACUAUGUCCUAUUCACGUCGUGGUUCGUCUCAUCUGUCUUCGGCGUUGUCCUCCAACAUCGUCUGACAAAGGACAGUGCUACGACCUUCCCGCCGUGCCCGUACGACGAAUGGAAAGGACGUCAGAAGAUUUGUCUCCUGGAGCCGGAUGAGAGACAGAUUCAACAAGUUGCUAGCGGCUACCAACCAUCAGAGAACUCGCCCCUUCUUGGAGACCAAGUAUCUUGAAUUUGGUGUCUCAAAACUCGGGCGGUGUUCUUGGAUUGAUGGGGGGGGGGGGGAGGCAAAGAUGGAAGACUUGUAGAACACUCUCGGCUUCCAAAACUUGGAGCACUCAUGUUUUUUUGAGGACCAAUUAUCUUGAAGUCGGGGUGUUCUUGAAAUGGGGGGGGGGGUGGUAGAAGAGUGAAGACAUGUGGGAACAAUCUUGGGUACCAACCAUCACAAAACACAUCCAUUCUUGGGGACCAAGUAUCUUGAAGUUGGUGUCUUAAAACUCUGGGUGUUCUUGUAUUUGGGGGGGGGGGAGAGGAAACAAUCUCGGCUUCAGACCUGUGGAGAAUGAUUACCCCUUUUCAAGGACCAAGUAUCUUAAAGUUGGUGUCUCAAAUUUCUGGGGGUGUUCUUGGAAAGGGGGGCGGGGGCAAAAAGGGAAGACGAUAACUUGUUUCUGCUAAGCAGAUUUCGUGCUCACAAGCUUUAGAAAAUUGGGCCCAGAUGGGAAGGUAAACUCCAGUGUCUGUUGCCAUUUUUGGAAUGGCACGAAAAAGUCUUGUUUUCUGAGCAGAAACAUUUUCCACUGUUCCAGAGCUUUUUUUAAAUGCGUACAUGACACAGUUACCCUAUGGCUCAAUUGUAUAAAGCUGUUAAGCAGAAGAUACUGCUUGACAAAUGUUGUUUGUUUAGCAAAAACUGAGUGAAGCACCAGCCAAAACAAUGCAAAGUUAAUGCAAUGUUGGCUGGUAACCUGUUCCUGCUAAGCAAUACUUUUUUUGUGCUUAGCAAGUUUUUGUGCUUACAGGCUCAGUUUGCUUAACAAAAACAAUAUGUAACUUUUGCUUACUUCAUACAGGUUACCAGUGUCAUUUAUUUUGACUGGUACCCGCAUAUCAAAAUCAAGUUGCUUCGUGUGACAAAGCCUUAUAAUACUUACCUUGUGUUUUUAUUUGUGGGAAAGUUCCCCAUAAACUACGCUUUAAAAAUGUGCCUUAUAAUGAAAACUAUUACAUACUAUUUUUUUUUUUAUUUUAUAUUUUAUACUUUAAAGAAAUAAAGGAAGCAAAGGCAUUCCUUUGUAUAAUGUAGCUACUUGUAGAUGCUUUUUUUUUUUUUUUUUUAAAUCUGGAUGUGAGUGAACCAGAAGUAUUUACACAACAUUUCAUUUUAAUGGCCUUGCAGAGGGAAAGGCACAGGGGGUGAGCCUUGCAUUUUUGCGAAAAAUUGGCACAAAUUUGAUAAUUCCACAAGGGGGUUAGUCUUGCAAUUGUUCAUUGUAAUGUGUCAAAAUUUGGUAAGUACACAAGGGGUGAGCUUUGCAGUUUUGCUGACAAUUGGCAAAAAAAAUAAUAUAUAAAAUCACAAAGGGUUUUCCUUGCAUUGUUCUGGGAAAUAAGCCAAAUUGGAUAAAUUCACAAAGGGUAAGCCCUUCAUUUUUUUUUUUAAAUAUAAUUUCCGGCCCUUUUUCAAAAUAUGCAAAGCUUGCUUUUUCUGAUUACAGAAAGAUGUAUUAUUAUUCAUUUUAAAAAGAGGUAAUUUUUCAUUUUAGUUUGUAUUAUUUUGUUUUCUUGUUUCACUGACUUGAACAUAAUCUAUGUAUAUGUAAAAAGUUGUCUUUUAUUGUGUCUGAAAUAAUUAAAUGAUGUAAAAAAAUAUAAAAUCAAUCAAGUUGUUACACAGUCCAAAGAUUUAAGAAAUUAUUAAUUUAGUUUAAUAAUAGAAAAUCAGUUUGUAUUCUUCAGUUCUUAAUCUGUUUUUCUUUUUUAUGCACCAAUAAUUGUCAACUGAAAUUUGUAAUUCUAAUAAUCAAGUUCAUGAUCAAACUAUAUAGUGCAAAUUAAUUAUUAAAGAAAUUUCAUUUGUAGUAAAAAAUAGUAUCUACGCCAGAAAUGGUUGAUCUAUAAACUCUGCUGUGUAAUUAAUGUUCUUGUAUAAACCGUAAUAUGUUUUUAUAUUAUGUUUUUCCUCUUAAACAAAUGUACUUUGAGGCAAAUUACAACUUUGGAUUUUAGAACUGCUUGAUUGUUUUAAUCCCACAUAAAUGUAGAUACAUGUAAAUACUUUACAGCUAAUCUGUUUUGCAUAUUUCCAAAGGGAAAUAAAUCCAUACAAAAAUAACGAACCUGUGAAAAGUUUGGCUCAAUUGGUCAUCGAAGUUGCAAGAGAAUAAGGAACGAAAUUUGUGGGUAUUCAGAUGCAUAUCAAUAAAGUCUCUUUGUAUUUUGAGUGAGAAAUAACCUCUUUCUCAAAAACUUAGUUGCUUCAGAGGGAGCUGUUUCACAAUUAUUUAUACU
Asterias rubens (European starfish) is the source of this 4473-nucleotide messenger RNA. RefSeq names its product transmembrane 7 superfamily member 3-like. The record is from RefSeq and is a predicted model, not a curated record. NCBI's taxonomy places the organism in Eukaryota, Metazoa, Echinodermata, Asteroidea, Forcipulatida, Asteriidae. The transcript has 10 exons. The coding region runs from base 464 to 2191 and encodes 575 amino acids.